Plasmodium gaboni is the source of this 2859-nucleotide messenger RNA. RefSeq lists its product as hypothetical. Bases 1 to 2859 code for a protein of 952 amino acids. The transcript is spliced from 2 exons. NCBI's taxonomy places the organism in Eukaryota, Apicomplexa, Aconoidasida, Haemosporida, Plasmodiidae. The record is from RefSeq and is a predicted model, not a curated record.
AUGUAUUUUCUCUUAAGAAAGACAUUAAAUUUCGACAACUUCAAGGACAUUAAGCUUGAUUUAGGAGAUAAAAUAAACACAAACGAUAACUUAUGUUCAUUUGAAGAGAAUGAAGUAUUUAAUUUUUUAAAAUAUAAAGAAUCAACUUGCAGUAAAUUAGAUAUAAAUUCAACAAAUAAUUCUGAAAGUACCUUAUCGUGUGUUCAAAAAGAAUUAAAACGAAUUAAUACUUUAAAAUGCUAUUUAAAUGAAAUAAUAAAUUUGAGUGAUGAUGACAAACCAGAUUUAGGUGCUAUCGAAAUAAAUAAUGUUAAUGAGAAAAAUGAAAAUAUUUAUAAACAAAAAGAAAUAGAAACUAUAGGAAUACUUAAAAAUAGUGGUAAACACACAAAAAAAAUAAACAAACUAUUAUCAAAUAGUACGUUUUGUAAAACAUUGUCUAAAAAAAUAGAUAAGAAUGAAAUUUUAAAUAAAGGAAGAUUUUUAAAAAAAAUUAUAUUAAAUUAUAAUUGUAAGAUACAUAAUAAACAAAAUCCUAAUAAAAAGGUUAACAUAUGUAACUUUAAGAUAAUAAGAUGUAAAUCUAAUGCUUACAUUUAUUAUUAUUGUUAUUAUGGUGAUAAAUAUUCUUUAGAAAAAAAAGAAAUUAAAAAUCUAAGGUGCUCUUUAAAGAAAAGAUAUAUUUAUAACGUAUGUUUAAUAAAAAGAGGAAUAAAAUUUAGUAAACUAAAUGAGAAAUACAAAAGAUCCUUUCUUAAUGAAAAUUUUAUUGAAAAUAACAAAAAUGAAUAUUGUUUUAAUAAGGCAAAAUUAUUUUUAAGAAAAGAUGAAAGCAACCUAAAUAAUAAAUUAAAAAAUUAUGUAGAUAAUAAUACAAAGAAUAAUGAAGGUUUGUUAAAUGAAAAUGUCAUAUUGAUUAAAACACAAAAGGAAUCUAACCAAAAUAUUAAUAAUAUUUGUAUGGAAGCAAAAACAAAUUAUUUUCAACCAUGGAUGUAUAAAAAAAAGGAAUUCAAAGUAGGAACCUCUACUUAUAUAAACACAUGUGAUAUGAAAAAGACAAACCAUGAAAAAGAUAAUAAAAAAAAAAGUGACAAGUAUUAUUAUAAUUCUCAUUUUAGUAAACUUAAUAAUGCAGAAUAUAGAAAUUAUUAUGUUAAAAAAGAAAAGAAUAAUGGAAAGCUUAAUGAAUUAAAUAAAGUAAGAGAUUCUAUCAAAAGUAGAUCAAAUUUGAAAAAUUUCAAUCUAAGUAUUUUCAGAAGAUUUAGUACUAAUAAUCAUUGUAAUAAUAAGAAUAAUUUGAAAGAAAAUGAUCGUACACGAUUUCAUUUCCUUAGUAAUAAUAUUAAUUAUUAUGGAACAUUGAUUAAGAAGAAAGAAUAUAUAGAAAAAAGGAUUACAAAGAAAGAUAAUAAUAUCCUUUUAUUGAAUAAAAAGGUUGUUAUACCAAAUAAAGAAAUGAAAGAAAUAAAAGAUAAAAUAAAAACUGCAUUGAUUAGUUUAAAUACCAUUAAAAGGAAUAAUUAUAAAUUAAAAUUUUGUCUAGAAAAAGAAAUUCUAGAUAAUACUAUACAACAUAAUGAAUUAAAAAAAAGUAUAUGUUCCUUGUUUAGUGAUAAAUUUUUGCAAAGAACAAAAGUUGAGUCUAAUGAGUAUAACAAAGAAGAAAAUGAAAAAAACAAAAAAUAUGACAAUAAUAAUGAUAAUAAUAAUAAUGAUGAUGAUGAGGAUGAAAAGAAAAAAAAUGGAAAAUAUGAUAUAGGAAAAGAAGAAGAACAUAUAUAUGGACAAGUCAUAAAAGAAGAUAAUAUAAACAUUUUAUACAAUAAUUUGAAUAACAAAAAUGAAAAUAAAAAUAUAAAUUUACACCAUGAUGAUCUUAUAUAUGAUGAAAAAUUGGAAAAAAUGCAAGACAAAAAUAAUAUUGUAAUAAAUAAUCAUGGUCAAAAUAAUUCAUUUGUUGAAACUAAUAUGGAAAAAGAAAAAGAAAAAAAAAAUAUUUUUAGUGAGUCCAAUAGUUAUGAAUUUUUUGGAAUUAAACAAAUAUAUAAAAAUAAUAUUACAAAAAAUGAAAAUAACUUAUAUAAACAAAAUAUAAUGCAAAGUAAUAAUAAUUUAAAAGAACAUAAUAUUGAUGAUGAUGAAUAUUAUAAUAAAAAGGAAUAUGAUUCUCAUUUUCUUGAUAAUGAGAAAAAUAAUUCCUUAAUAAAUUAUGGAAAUAUACAACAAAGUAAAGAAAAAUAUUAUGAAACAAAUAAAUAUCCUAACCAUGUUCAUACGAGUUAUACAUUGGACGAAUUUUUUUGGAAUAAAAAAAAUUAUAACUACUAUGGUCAAAUGAAUAUGAAUAAUAAUAAGACAAGCUUAAGUUUUACAAACAAAAAUAACGAAUCAUUAUUUGAUAACAAAUAUAUAAAUAAAACCUAUAUAAAUAAUUUAACAAAUUCUUAUUGUAAAAAUAAAGAAGAUAAUUAUGAUAUUGGUUAUAACAGUUUUGUAAAUUCUUCUACUUGUAAGUUUUUUGAACCAUCCAAUUUAGGAAAAACAGAAAAAGAAAAAAAGAAUUUUGAUUUGCAAAAUGUAAGAAAUAUUAAAAAAAUAAUAAAUAGUGAUAUAUAUGUUAAUAACCAAUUUGAAAGAAUAAAUAAAAGAAAUAAAAUAGUUAUUAAUAUAAUAGAAAAUUAUUUAAUAGAUAAAACAACAUCUUUACCAUUAUCAAAUGAAAAGGAAAAUAUUUAUAUGAAAAAAAAUUUCCAUAUAGAAAAUAUAUAUAAAAAGAAAAUGUCCAAAAAUUUACCAGGCUUAUAUGAUCAUUAUGCAUUCUUACUUCUUAACCAAAAUAAAUGUGAAGUUAGAUAA